UUUCCUCACCAAAAAGAAAUGCCCACAAUGGCAAACUUCAUUUCCACCACCACCACGAAUGACACCAACCAUCACCACCACCACGACCAGCCGUCGUGGGCCGACGAGUUCCUCAACUUCUCAUCGACACGUCGCGUAGCCCACCGCCGUUCCAUCAGCGUCGACUCCGUAGCCUUCCUCGACCGACCAUUGGAGGAAGAAACUAGGGGUGUCAUCGUAAACGCCAUGACGACGGAACCAAACAUGUUCGACCACCUCGACGACGAGCAGCUCAAGGCAAUGUUCACCGACGACAUCACGUUCACCGUGCCGCCGAUGACGACGGUUUCGUCAUCGAGCCCUUCCACGCCGCCGACGUCCGAUCAAAAUAGCAACAACGACGAGAAGCUGACACCGGGAGAGGUGGAAAGCUCAUGCAAAGUACACGAAACACAAGCUUCGGAACCUCCAUCGACCUCCAAUGGCGGUGAUCACAUCAUCGAUCCAAAGAGGGUGAAGAGAAUUCUGGCAAAUCGGCUAUCAGCGCAAAGAUCAAGAGUGAAAAAGCUGCAAUAUAUUUCAGAGCUUGAAAGGAGCGUAACAGCAUUACAGAGUGAAGUAUCGGCAUUAUCACCAAGGGUUGCAUUUCUGGAUCGGCAAAGAUUGAUGCUUACGGUUGAAAAUAGUGCUUUAAAGCAAAGGAUUGCUGCUUUGGCUCAAGACAAGAUUUUCAAAGAUGCUCAUCAAGAAGCAUUGAAGAGGGAAAUUGAGAGACUAACACAAGUAUAUCAGCGUCAACAAAGCCUCAAGAAAAUGAACGUAAACCCCACUCCGCCGCUGCCGCAGAAUGGAGGACCACAACUCGAGGGAAUGGAUCUCUUCAUGUGUGAGCAAGAUAUCGUUGAGAAUCUGCCGGCCUUUUAUCAAGGCCGGCUUUACGGAGCAGUAACCAUGAAUAAUGUCCUCUGCCUGUCGGUUUUCUUGGCACUUGUUUACGUCCGGGGAUUGACUUGGGACUUCUCAUCCCAAGUGCUGGUUAUUCUCAUUGUUUGCAUAGUCAUGGGUGCCUUUGCUAGUUUCCGAACUACUUUCCCGCUCUGGACAUGUUCGGUCGCAUACAUUCUUUAUCCGUUUUCGUUGGUGUUCGUUUACAUCCUCGAUUAUUUCUUCGGCUGGUCAUAA
Molecule: messenger RNA, 1161 nt
Organism: Hibiscus syriacus
Lineage: Eukaryota; Viridiplantae; Streptophyta; Magnoliopsida; Malvales; Malvaceae
Product: basic leucine zipper 34-like
Exons: 5
Biological process (GO): positive regulation of DNA-templated transcription
Cellular component (GO): nucleus
Molecular function (GO): DNA-binding transcription factor activity; DNA binding
Source: RefSeq, a predicted model, not a curated record